Molecule: messenger RNA, 384 nt
Organism: Colletotrichum tamarilloi
Lineage: Eukaryota; Fungi; Ascomycota; Sordariomycetes; Glomerellales; Glomerellaceae
Exons: 1
Coding region: 1-384 (127 amino acids)
Source: RefSeq, a predicted model, not a curated record
AUGCAGCAAACCAAACACCACAAACGCCAGCUCAAUUCCAAAAUCCCCGGCCGUCUCGACGGUCGGCCCGAUCCACCACAUUUGCGCCAUGCAGGGAACGAGGACGCCGAGGCAAGAGAAGCACGACCAAACGCAGCCACGCUUCGCGGCAGCUUCGCGGCGUUGUCCCAGGAGUCUGGAUCCUACCUCGCGCAGUUGACGCCACAGAACCAGAGGUCGUCGACGAGCACCACAGUCCACGGUCCACGGUUCACAUUGAGGGAUGCCACAGACCAAUACCUAAUGAGAGGGACGAAGGUCUCCAGACUCUCAAUGAAAUCUGCGGUGUCACGAAUUUCAACGAGGCUUGCCACCGAUGUCAUCAUCGGCGCAUACGCGUCGUAA